Octopus sinensis (East Asian common octopus) is the source of this 1698-nucleotide messenger RNA. RefSeq names its product endothelial zinc finger protein induced by tumor necrosis factor alpha-like. The transcript has 4 exons. Gene Ontology annotation, biological process: regulation of transcription by RNA polymerase II. Gene Ontology annotation, molecular function: DNA-binding transcription factor activity; RNA polymerase II cis-regulatory region sequence-specific DNA binding. Lineage: Eukaryota; Metazoa; Mollusca; Cephalopoda; Octopoda; Octopodidae. The coding region runs from base 680 to 1555 and encodes 291 amino acids. The record is from RefSeq and is a predicted model, not a curated record.
GACAGAAACUGAAAGAAGCCAAUCGUAUAUAGCUGUGGUUGAAUCGACCCAAAGCCAAGAAGAAAUUGGACGUAUUUAGGGAAUAUUUUGGAAAUAGGAGACGGAGAUGGGGAUUCAAGGAGAAUUCAUACAAAAUAUCAGGUGACAUAUCAAAGACUAAGGAUGAAAGGCAAAGUCUACCUCGGCGGAAUUUGAACUCAGAACGUAACAACAAACGAAAUACCAAUUUUUUUACUACCCACAAGGGGCUAAACAUUUCUCCAUCAGGCCCAUCAUCAAUAUUGAAUUAUCUUUCAAAGACUAAGGGAAUAUGCCUUACAGAAUAGAUCCAACAUUGUUUUCAUAAAGGUAUGGUGAACUACUGAGGUGGACAGUGACAUUUCUCUACUUCACUGCCUGGAUUGUGUGCAACAUGAAUUUGUAAAUAAAUUUGAAGAAAUUUACAAAGUAAUUAGCAGUUGGAAUUUAAUUUGGAAUUUAAUUACUAAAUGCUAAUUACUAAAGAAGUUUACAAAGAUUGCAGUUGAUGGAAAAUGUAAAUGUAGGAAAUAUUUGUAACAAACAUAUAAGCAUUUCGUCCGGCAAAACGAGAAAUAUUUGUGUAAAUUGUGAAAGAAGGAAGAUAAAGGUAAAUUAAUUAAGGUGAAGAACUUUGAAAGGGUUGAUUUUAUUAGAAAAGAUGCUGAAAGUGGUAAAGAACUCGCCAUUUCUGUGCGAUAUUUGUAAUAAGACAUUCACUCAUCAAGGGAACUUGACUGUCCAUAAACGUAUCCAUGCAACGCAGAAACCCUUUCACUGUGAAAUCUGUGGCAGGAUGUUCGCUCAGAAAGGGGACUUAGCCACUCACAGACGUACACAUACAGGAGAGAAACCAUAUCGUUGCGAUAUAUGUGGUAAGUCCUUCUCUGUGAAUGGUGCUUUAACUAGACACAAACGUAUUCACACUGGAGACAAACCAUUUCAUUGCGACACCUGUGGUAAAUCGUUUCCUGAAUCUGGCCAGUUGGCUAGACACAAGCGUACUCAUACAGGAGAGAAGCCAUAUCGUUGUAAUAUCUGUGGCGCUUCGUUCUCUCGAAACCAUCACGUAAAGAUUCAUGAAUCUAUCCAUACAGGAGAGAAACCAUAUCGCUGUGAAAUCUGUGGUAAAUCCUUCUCCGAGGCCCCUAAACUCGUUCUUCACAAACGGAUUCAUACGGGGGAGAAGCCAUACCAGUGCGAUAUCUGUGGGGAGUCAUUCGCUCAGAAGCAUUACGUGGCGUCGCACAAAUACGUUCAUUCGGGAGAAAAACUAAAUCAUUGCGAAAUUUGUGGUAAAUCGUUUGCCCAGAAGCAGUACUUAAAGAACCACCUGCGCGUUCAUACAGGUAAGAAACCUUUCCGUUGUGAAAUCUGCGGAAGAUCUUUUGCUCGGAGUUGUAACGUGAACAAACACAAACGCAUUCAUACAGGAGAGAAACCGUAUCGCUGUGAUGUCUGUGGGAGAUCAUUCUCUGAAAGUGGCAACCUUACUAUUCACAAGCGCAUUCAUAUGCGAGAGAAACCAUAUUAUUGAGGUGCUUGAGGAGACCCACCACGCCAAGCAAAAUCACAGUUGUGGCAGAUACCAGUGUCACACAAAUGGCACUCAAAAGCACCCAUUACACUCAGAGUGGUUGGCGUUCGGAAGAGCAUCCAGACUGGAUCCUGGCACAAUUU